Poecilia latipinna (sailfin molly) is the source of this 9046-nucleotide messenger RNA. It is a transcript of the gene grip1, whose product is annotated as glutamate receptor interacting protein 1. The record is from RefSeq and is a predicted model, not a curated record. Bases 185 to 3688 code for a protein of 1167 amino acids. The transcript is spliced from 26 exons. Gene Ontology annotation, biological process: neurotransmitter receptor transport, endosome to postsynaptic membrane. NCBI's taxonomy places the organism in Eukaryota, Metazoa, Chordata, Actinopteri, Cyprinodontiformes, Poeciliidae. Gene Ontology annotation, molecular function: protein binding.
UGUGUGUGUGUGUGUGUGUGUGUGUGAGUGCAGCAGCAAGCAAAAAGCCAAGAGGAGGAGGAGGAAACCUGAUCCCACUCCCUCUCCCCGUCUGCCUGUGUGGAGCUGCGCUCAUCGUCCUCAGCAUCGCUGCUAGCUUAGCCCGGCCCAGUUUGGACCCGGUUUGGACCCGCGGCGCGCCGGGAUGGAGCGGUUCCUGGCCCUGCUGCGCCUCCUGAGCCGGAGGCGGCGAGGGAGGCGGUACCGGGCGGACGACGACUACCAGGAAGGCUACGAAGACGUUUACUACUACACCAGCAAGUACAACACACACCUUCUGAAUGAAGGGCCGUACACAAAGCACCCUGCCGGGUCGCGACCUCCAGAUGGAGCGCUGGCCAUCAGGAGGCAGAGUAUUCCAGUGACCUGUUUUUCAGAAGAGUUUCGGGGCUGCACGGUGGUGGAGCUGAUGAAGAAGGAGGGAACUACGCUCGGACUCACCGUUUCAGGAGGAAUCGACAAAGACGGGAAGCCUCGGGUUUCGAACCUGCGACAAGGAGGGAUCGCUGCAAGGAGUGACCAGCUGAAUGUGGGCGACUACAUCCGCUCGGUCAACGGCAUCAACCUGGCCAAGUUCAGACACGACGAGAUCAUCAGCCUGCUGAAGAACGUCGGGGAGCGUGUGGUGCUGGAGGUCGAGUACGAGCUGCCGCCCGUCUCCGUGCAGGGGUCAGGGGUCAUUUUUAAAAAUGUGGAAGUGACGCUUCACAAAGAAGGGAACAGCUUCGGCUUCGUCAUCAGAGGAGGAACGCAUGAGGACAGGAAUAAGACCCGCCCCAUCGUCAUAACAACCAUCCGGCCGGGCGGACCCGCCGAAAGAGAAGGAACCAUCAAGCCAGGCGAUCGGUUGCUAAGCAUCGAUGGGAUUCGUCUCCAUGGCAGCACGCUGUCGGAGGCCAUGAGCAUCCUGAAGCAGUGCGGCCAGGAGGCCACGCUGCUGAUCGAGUACGACGUGUCGGUGAUGGACUCGGUUGCCACGGCGUCGGGCCCCCUGCUGGUUGAGGUUGCCAAGGCGGCAGGAUCCAGCCUGGGCGUGGCUCUGUCCACCUCCAUGUUCUGCAGCAAGCAGGUCAUCAUCAUUGACAAAGUCAAACCAGCCAGCAUAGCAGACAGGUGUGGCGCUCUUCAUGCCGGGGAUCACAUCCUGUCUGUCGACGGGAAGUCGAUGGAGUUCUGUUCUCUGGCUGAAGCCACUCAGCUUCUCUCUGCUUCCUGUCAAACCGUCCGCAUGGAGAUUCUGCCACAACACCAGGCCCGACCGGCCCUGAACGCACCGCAGCACGUCAAGGUGCAGCGUAGUCCCCGCCCCCUUCCCUGGGAAACUGGAGGCUCCGCCCCCAUCCUCCCUCCCUACCACUACAACACCUACCACCCCGACCAAUCAGGCGCCAGAUCCCACAACCGCCAUACAAACAACCCUCCUCUCAGCCACUCGUUUUCUCCCGGCUCCAUGUCGGCCUACAGCCUGUCGUCCCUCAACAUGAGCACUCUGCCCAGGAACAUGUAUCCCACGAGUCCGCGCAGCACCAUGAUGAGGAGGAAGGCCAAGAAGAAGGACUUCAAAAGCUCCUUGUCUCUGGCCUCCAGCACCGUCGGCCUCGCCGGUCAGGUGGUCCACACGGAAACCACGGAGGUCACGUUGCUAGGCGACGGCAUCAUGGGCUUUGGCCUGCAGCUCCAGGGCGGAGUCUUUGCGACAGAGACGCUGUCGUCACCGCCGCUCAUCGCCUACAUUGACCCAGACAGCCCUGCAGAGAGGUGCGGCAUCCUGCAGAUCGGUGACAGGAUCCUGUCGAUUAACGGCGUCCCGACCGAAGACUCGACCUUGGAGGAAACCAACCAGCUGCUCAGAGACUCGUCCAUCACGGCUCAGCUCACGCUGGAGAUUGAGUUUGACGUGGCAGAGUCUGUCAUUCCCAGUUCGGGGACGUUCCAUGUGAAACUCCCAAAAAAACCAGGAGUGGAGCUGGGAAUCACCAUCAGCUCUCCAUCCAACAGGAAACCAGGUGACCCUCUGAUCAUCUCCGACAUCAAGAAAGGCAGCGUCGCUCACAGGACGGGAACCUUGGAGCUGGGAGACAAGCUGCUGGCCAUCGAUAACAUCCGGGUGGAGAACUGCUCCAUGGAGGAGGCCGUGCAGAUCCUCCAGCAGUGUGAGGAACUCGUCAAACUCAAGAUCCGCAAAGACGAAGACAACUCUGAUGAGCAGGAAGUGUCCGGCAGCAUCAUCUACACAGUGGAGCUGCAGAGGUACGGUGGCCCAUUAGGAAUCACCAUCUCUGGCACCGAGGAGCCCUUUGACCCCAUCAUCAUCUCCUCGCUGAGCAAAGGAGGGCUGGCUGAGAGGACGGGGGCGAUCCAUGUGGGCGACCGCAUCCUGGCGAUCAACAGCAGCAGCCUGAAGGGGAAGCCUCUGAGCGAAGCCAUCAGUCUGCUGCAGCAGGCGGGAGAGACGGUGACGCUGAAGAUCAAGAAGCAGGGAGAGCUGUCGAGCCCAAAGACCUGCGUGAUUGGUCCAGGCCUGGGGGCGGGGCUUAACCUGGACGGCCAGGAUGGGGAGGAGGAGCCUGUGAUCACUGCGGUGCCUCCGACCAAUCAGAGAGCGUUCAGCACGCUGCCGUCUGUGGACAGCGCCGUGGACUCCUGGGACGGGUCCAACAUGGACAGCAGCUUCUCCACCACAGCUCCACCUUUUCAGUCGUACAGCUUCCAUGAGUGGCGCGGCGUCAAGACGACCAACAGCCAAUCAUCAGCCAGGCAGAGAGCCAAUCCACUGUCGGAUCUGGGGCUGAGCGACGACGACUGGGACCGCCCGCUGCUCGGAGGCGGCUCUAAUCUGCCCAGCGGAAAAAUCACUGACAGCAGGUUCUCCGUGGGUCACGACGGAACCGAACCCGACCAGGAGGAGAACUUCUGGUCUCAGGCGCUGGAGGACUUGGAGACCUGCGGUCAGAGCGGCAUCUUACGAGAGCUGGAGGCAACCAUCAUGUCGGGCUCCACGCUCAGCCUGAACCAUGACCCCACGCCGCUGCGCAGCACGCUGGGCCGCCAGUCCAGCUUCCAGGAGCGAAACAGCUCCAAACCACAGGUGAACCCACGCUCCAACACCUUGCCCUCUGACCCCCAACGCAGAGCCUUUGCGAUGAAAAAGAUGAGGCAAGAAGUGAACGACAUCCUAAACCAAAACCCUGUGGAGCUCCAUAAGCUCACCUUGGAAAAGGCCUCAGACCUGGAGGAUUUCGGAUUCAGUGUCUCUGACGGGUUGUUGGAUCGCGGCGUCUACGUAAAUAACAUCCGACCAGGUGGGCCAGCCGAACGGGGCGGCCUCUGUGCCUAUGACCGAAUACUACAGAUUAACCACGUCCGGACCAGGGACUUCGACUGCUGCCUCGUCGUUCCUCUCAUCGCAGAGUCUCCAAACCGGCUGGAACUGGUCAUCAGCCGAAACCCCUCCUCUUCCUCCACCGCCGCCCCGCUGGCCAACCACAACGACGGCAUGGCCAACAGCAGGCACUCCCCUCAGCCAACCAGCGCUGAGGUGGGGCCGGCAGAGAUCUCUGUGGAACAGGUGGAAGACUGCGGUCCAAUCAAGUGGAACCAACCGAGAGACGUGUUGGGGGUGGGGAAGGUCACCAACAGCUCCUUAUAGCAGACAAGAACCGGAUCAAACUGGAAUCAGCCGCUUAUGACCAGAGUGGACUGGAGAGGUCAGUGGGGAAGUCAGUAGUAUAUCAUGGAAAUCAAACUGGUUUGCUUAAACUGGUUCAAAGUGGACCUCUCGUGGUGUUACACACACCCUCUGGAUGGACGUUGGCCUUUGACCUCUUAAGUUUGACCCUUGGAAGAACUGCUGAAGCAGCUUAAAAGCACACCAGUGGACUGGAAGAAGCCUCCUCACACCGUCACCAGAACCAGUUCUAGAUACUGGGCCAACUGAUCCCACUGGAGUCACAGCUGGAGCUACUGGAAUAAGUGGUUCUUUGAGUCCAAAGCCAGAGCUACUGGUCCAACCGAAGCCACGAACGCAGCCAACUGCAUCUGCAGGAUGGAGGCCCAAUGAAACCAGAACCACAUUGGAUGGUUUUAUUCUUCUGGGUCAAUGGUUCUUGGUUCUAGGAGCUCGACCCGGGACUUAUUGUCCUGCCUGUCUGGUGAAAGGCAUGUUGGUUCUGGUCUUGGUCAGAACCACAGCCAAUGGGCUUCACUGGUCCAAGACGUUGAUUCUGGUCUUGGUUUCAAAGCCUGGUUCUAAGUGGGCCAAAGCCACAGGUAAUGGCCUUACUGGUCCAAGCAGUCCAGAACCACCUGCUGGUUCUAGUUGAGGUCUUUGUGCCAGAGAUGUGGCCACUGCUUCAUGGCUUCUGGUUCCAGCAUAACGGCUUCAGGCUCUAGUGGUUACAGAUCCACAGCAGCACAACUACUGACUGGGUUCGAGUCCUGAAUCCAGAACCUAACAAUAGAUAGGAAGGUUGCCAAGGAGACGAGGGAUGCUCCAAUCUGAGGGUCUACAUCUGUUUGUUUUCUCUUAAGAGAACCUGAAGUGAAGGUGGAAUUCAGUUUUAUCUUUAAUAAUCUGAAAUCACCGGUCCAAAGUAAGACCAUAUCACUGCUAUUUGAUCCAGAAAAUCACUCUGGGCUUUAGGUUUCAAACGCUGUGGAUGCACCUGCUCAAAAUGAUCUUUAACCUUAAUGAAGAUAACCUUUCAAACACUGUUUAACAUUCUGGUGAGCACUAAAAGAAACCCAAACUUGACUAAGUGAGGUUUCAGGUUCAGGAAGGCAGACAGUUACUGGACCUAAACGGUUUGGUUCAAGGUGUAUUCCCUGUUUAGUCCGCUUUAAUCAAACUCUACCUUGUCUAGAAAGUCCGGUUUGUUUGGGAAGGUGUGAAUACGUAUUGAAAGAUUUUCUGAAAUUGACCACUUUUUAGCUGAAAUAUUUCAAUUUGGACAUUUUGGAAGCUGUUUCUGAAUCAGUUGGUACUGAUUGGAGCAUCCCUACCAACACAAAGAUGGAGAAUUUACUGUAGGGAUUUUUAGUUUUGUGCCAUAAAUGAGCUGCUGAACGAAAGAUGCAGAGUAAUUAUAAUGAUGAUGAUGAUGAUGACACUGAGCAGUUCAAUAAGAAUCUUUUUCUACGGUUUACAGCAGUUGGACUGGCCACACUGUGUAUGUCUGUGUGUGUGUGUGCGCGUGUGUGUGUCUGUGUUACAAACGAGGCCAGUUAACUCCGUUUCCUGUCUUGGCUUUAUCCUAACGUCUCUCCUUCCCUCAACCAAUCAGCAGCCAGGAUGAGAGACGACGGCACAUCGGCUGAUUGGCUGGAACCAAUCAGAACGCAAACAGUUCCCUGCCUGUGUGUGAUUGGUUAGUGUAUGUGUUGAGGAGAGCCAAUCAGCUCCCAGAAAAGAGGCCAAGCAUGCCCCCUCUCCCCUCCCUUUUCCAGCCCCAGUAACGGUGACCUAUUAUGCUAAUCAAUAAGUGUGAUUUUGAUUGACUGUUGUCAGUUCUCUGUUCGUUUCAGUGGCAACCAAACCUAAAAAGAUGUACAGAAGUUUAAAAAGAAAAAUGGUUGACGUCGCUGUUCACAUCUAGACCAUCAAAUCCCAGUAACCUUCACCUUAUAACCACAAAAACGAUGUUACAUGAGAAAAAACCUGUCGGAUCAGGAAAACUGUGACACUAAACACAUUUUCUGUGUGUUUGAGAGCGAAUGAUGUGUAACUGUUUACGUUGGAUGUCAGCAUCUUCCUGCUCUUCUCAGUCUGAACUCACUAUUUAAACUGGCCAAUCAGAACCCUCCCUCAGCAUCAACAGCCAAUCAGAACCCUCCUUCAGCAUCAACAACCAAUAGGAACCCUCCCUGAGCUGGGAGGGUCCAAUGCAGUGGGUUAUUGACUGGUUGACUCUGAUUCUCUAAUCUGAAUAAGCACAUUACCCGCAUAUGGUUAGCAAACAUCGAGCACAGGGCUAACACAGCACAAAGGUAGUCAGGACUAGUUAAAUUAAAUCACCUAGUAGAUUGUUAGUGAUCAAACCCAGGGCAAGCACGGCCAGUCUGUAACUAGCACAGACCUUGCACAAUGCCACAACAGGGCUAACGUUUACUAACUGAGCAGCUGAUUAGCAUGUGGCUUGCACAUUAGGUUUUGUACGGAUGCUUUUCAAAGUCAAGGGACUUCCUGAUCUAGAAUGUGAAAUUAAAUUAGAUCUGUUUUGAGGUAAAGUCUCCAUCAGAUCAUUAAAUAUCCCAAAAAGUUGCUGGUGGCUAACCAGUCAGCUAGCAAUGGGUAUCCAAGGGCUGAAUCUUUCAAAGGUUGACGAAGAAGCCAAUGAAGGUUGUCAGAUGUGACCAUAAAUGCAUUGUCUGAAGUGCUGUACUGUCAAGUUCACAGCUGCUCACUUCUGGUCUUUGCAGUCAACAAAGUGCCCGGGUAUCAAUUGGGAAGGGCGGAUUCUUUGAAGGAUGUCUUUGCAACCAUUAGCAUUACGUUGUAGGAUUACCUGUUUUCUAUCUUUAAGAGAGGAGGAACUUUGAAGUCUUUAGUGCGGCUGUGAAACUUUGAUGGUAGUUCAAGUGUUUUGUUGGACUAAUUGGCCACUUAGUUCAUUUGGUCCCACUAAAACCAGAGUGAAAAGUUAGGUCACAUCCCAGAUAACAAGUUUCAUUCUUUUCAGUACCAAGGUUUCUAUAAUUACCUUCCUCUGUACGGUGGCUAAACUCUGCCUUAGAGAUAAGGUGAUAAGGAAGAACUUGGAGUAGAGAAUCUGCUUCACAGCAAAGAAGUCACCAACGAUGGUACGGGAAUUUUUUAGGAUUCCUCCUAGACACUCCUCUGUGGAGAUAUCCUAACCACAUUGCACCUGGAGAAGAAUAGCUUAGGUCAACAUUCAGGAAUUCUCUCUGGCCAAGACAUUCCGGAAGUUUGUUAGUCCCGAUGGACCUGGUGCCUCCUCAACCUGAUCUCAUAGGCAGAUAUUCAUCCAUCAGUCACUUGCUUUCUGAAAACCUAAAACCUUUCCUACUGCUGGUCAAAAUCAAGAAGGCAGGUUUUCAAGCUCUGUCGUCAUUACAACCAAUUUUUGUGUUACUUUGGUGUGGAGUGCCUUUGAUGAUAUCUUUGUUCUCCCAUUUUGUGAUGAAACAGAACAGAUGCAAGUGCCCUUUUAAAUCUGGACUUCUGGCAGCUCUAUUUAUAGCUGAGCAUAAAAUGGCUGUGAGAAAGAGUAGCACCUCUAAGUUUGAAACUAUGGUUGUAAGAAGGUGGAGAAGAAAUUGAGAAGGCAACCAUCUAGCUCAUCAAUCUUGCUAGCAUUCAUUCAGAUUGUCUGAAAUUAAGAAAUUUGUCACAAGAAAUAUAUGUAGUCAGUAUGCUCGCCUAUGAAACCACAACCGACCGCAGAGAGUGCAUAGAGUCCGCGUUGCGCACAGAUUGCGCACAGUAUGUCUAUAUGUGGGGGCCUUAAGUUCUGCUUUCCACUGAGUGCCUUUAUGCUUCUGCCACAUUCGCUAUGCCACACUCAACACACUUCAAUAGACAACCUAGGGUUGAGUCCAUUGGCCCAAGGCACCUCAAAAUGUGGCGGGAAGGGCUAGAAUUGAAUUCACAACCUUUUGUCUGCAAGAUGACUACUUUAACCUUACUUAGGAAUAAGGUAGACUUGACAGGAUUGGAGUCUGCUUCUCUGCACUGAGCAACGCCAUCUGAGAUGGUUUCAACAUUGGUUGAAAUGCUUUAUAGAUGCCUUUUACUGGAGAUCUUUGCUGGUGCCACUGGAAGGAACCAUGAAGCAUGGUCUCCAUGAUUUCGUAGAGAGAUUUCAUCUAACAAAAAACUUGCGAAUAUCUCAGAAUUUCUACAGUUCAGCUGGACAUUUGAGGAUAUUCCUGAUGCUGUUGCACCACAAGCCAGAAUGAUAGAUGAAUAGGUAGAAGGAAGCAAAGGAGUACAAAGAUGAACAUAGCAUCCUUGGGAUAUCCCUGACUUUGGAAAGCACCCGUAGUAAAUAUGAACUGUAGGUCAGUCCUAAAAUUACGUUCUAAGAGUGAGAACAAUGAUGGUACCAAAUCUUGGCCUACACCACAAAGCAGAAUUAGUCAAAACUUCCUCAUUUCUUACCAUGUUGUUUUAUUUAUUCAACUAUACUGCAUAGAAGUUAAGUUUGGGAAGACAAUCCCAGUUAAAAAUGGGUCAACAUCCUUCACUUUCAUCAGUUUUACUUCCUUGGACAGCUUAAACAAUGGUUCUGCAGCCAACUUACAAUGCUUUGACCCAUAAUUUAGCACCAUACUUUGUGUUUUCCUUAUAAAAUUUGUAGCUUCAGCUCUGUGGACAGGAUUGGGUUGGAUUUGUGAAACCAGCUUUGUAGUUGAGGCCAAGUUGUCCUGAAUGUUCAUGUACGAUUGAGAGGUAAAACAUGGCUACUAUCAUGAUAUAUGCAAGCAUGGCAAACAAACCAGGCUACCACAUGAACAAAACAUUAGCUAAUGGCAACAUUUUAGCGCUCAGUCAACACAAACCUCUUGACCAAUGAGAACACCCGCAGAGCUGAGGGGCGUGGCUUCAGAAGGUUUGACGAGUGAGGUCCAAAGCCAUACACACUGUGCUUGCGUGUAUGUAAAUAAAAAGUGUGUACGUAUGUUAGAGUGUGCGUUUGUAUUUGUGUGCAUGUGUGUGUAAUAUUGCAGGGAUUUGCACUCUGGUGAUUAACCUCAGCAAAACAUGUGCACACAGACACACACACACAUAUAUACACACGUGCACUGCACUGCCAUUUAAAAUAGUGGGUCAGAUUAGAUUCCAUGUAGCUUCACCAACCAACCAAACUGUAUUUUUCUUUUUCUUUAAAGGAACAGGGAUGUUGUAAAGUAUUUUUGUACAAAUUUAAUACUUUGGUAGCAUGACGUUCCUGGUGUUUGUCCUGGUCCUGUCGGGCUCCACUGAUCUACUCCACCCCCCUUUGUAUGGACUACUACUGAGCAACAAUAAAGAUGAAAACCUACUGAA